This is a messenger RNA of Saccoglossus kowalevskii, 1105 nucleotides long. RefSeq lists its product as uncharacterized. Gene Ontology annotation, cellular component: myosin II complex. NCBI's taxonomy places the organism in Eukaryota, Metazoa, Hemichordata, Enteropneusta, Harrimaniidae. Gene Ontology annotation, molecular function: calcium ion binding. The record is from RefSeq and is a predicted model, not a curated record.
CCUCUACGCAUGCGGGUAUGCAUAGCCCACUGUACACCAGCACACACAAUGCGACAUUUUCAACUGACCUCCAAUACACUGAAUAAGUAAUUUUACUUUGCUGUCACUGCUUUUCGGAGGCAGACAGUCCAACGAUGGAUUACAAAUUUUUUGACACCACCAACGACGAUAUAGAUACAGACAAGUUGAGAUCCCUGCAGCUAAAACCAGGACAGCUUGAAGAAUAUGAAGACGCUUUCCGCCAGAUGGAUGAAGAUGAAGACGGUUUCAUAUCUGCCAAAGAUGUCGGUAGGCUCCUCAAAUCUCUAGGACAGAAUCCAUCGGAACCUCAGCUACAUGGAAUUAGAAAUGAAGUUGAUCUCGAUAAGGAUGGCAGACUGGAUUUUAGCGAUUUUCUUCAGAUAUUGAUGAAGAUCUUGAGUGAAGAAGAUGGGGAAGAGGAAUUGAAGGAAGCCUUCAGAGUAUUCGAUUUAGAGGGAAGUGGUUACAUACACACGGAGGAAAUAAAACACGUGUUGGUGCUUUUGGAAGCUGUGGAUAACGACGAAGUGAUGGAAAUGACGCAAGAUUUGGACAUCAAUGGCGAUGGAAAGAUAUAUUUCGAAGAUUUCAGAAAAUUCAUGAUAGCUGGUAACAUUGAAGGUGGUGAACAGUUACUAGAAGAGAACGAAUGUUAGUAACAGAGAACGUGACAGUACACGGCUACAAGAAGAGAACGAAUGUUAGGACGAUGAAUGUUAAUAACAGAAAGAAAAAAUGUGUAAAACCUGGAGAAUCCUUGGAAGCGCUGCCACACUGACUGGUGGUGUUUCAGGGUGGUGUGCUCCGCCAUACGAGGAACUUUGCGUAUAGAACACGAACUAUUUAUAUCUGAUAUAUUUUAUUGUAUACAAAACGUAUACUGUAUUUUUUAUGAUCAGCUUUGUUUAUUUAAUGGUAUUGUUUUUUAAAUUAUCAUUUUUUAUUGUUUUAUUUUGUUAACAGCUGAGGGUACAUUUACACGGAAUGCUUUCUGUUAUUGUCCGAUAAUUAUAUAUAUAGCAUUCGUGAAUAAUAUAUAAGGUAGUAUUAAAUUUGUGUAAUAAAUGUUUUAGACGAAUCAUAC